AUGUCUUCUCCCUACAAGCCAACCACUGAAUCCACAGACCUGGACAAAAGCAAGAUGAACGACACGGCUGCGACUGCGACUGCGACUGCGACUGCGACUGAUCAAGCCAUGACCGGAUCUUCAGCAGAUACAUCUCUCCCAAAAUUCAGGGACGUUUUUAGAAUCCGACUUCCACGAGGCGCAGGCACAGGCUCAGACAGACACAAAAAUGUAGCCUGGACGAAUGUACCAACAAACCGAACCCUCCGCCGUCUCCCCAAACUCCCCGACUCUCCUGAGAGGCCCUCGUCCAGGACCGAGAUCGACAGAAAUCUCAACAAUAGGAUAGGACGCGAAGAGUUCCUCGCCAAACUCAAAGAUUGGAAGACAGAGAACAGCAAGUUGCACGCCAGAAACAAAGAUCGGAAGACAGAAAGCAGCAAGUUGCCCGACCAAUUCUACGACUUCAACACGACCGAGUUGACGCGUGAAUCCAUUCUGGCCGUCUUCCCAACCAAGUGGGUAUGGCAGGAAACACAUAUGGCCGCUCUCCAGUCGUCGCGAAUCCAUCACAAGGGUCUCCUUUCUCGUCUCGCGUACCUGUCCGUCUUCAAACGCACCAUCGUCCCUAAACUCCUGCUGCGCAGCCACAUGAUCAAGUCGGGAAACUGGACACUCAAUGAACAGAUCCUGUGCAACCACCGCGACUGGAUGCUCUACUGGAUCGGCAUGUCUGCAGGCAUGAUGGACAAGGUGGUCAAGCAUGCCAACUGGCUCAAGCUGCUCGAGGACGAAUACAUCAAGAUCGAGCCGGUGUGGAGAGAGUUUUGGGCGCUCCAAGACAUCCGAACGCCUAUUUUUUCACUUGACAGGCUGCCCUUGACAAGAAAGCAGACUCCUAGCCCGGAUCUUUACGAGGAGCUGGCAAACCACAACAAGAAGAGACUCUUCCUGCAGAGUCGGAUCGUCGAGGGCAGGGAGGUUCUGGCAAAGUUCUACGAGGACCCGCCGGCCUGGUUGGAGUGGAGGAGCGUGGGGACCGACGACAAUGAUGCCGGCGAGCAGCCUGAGACCGGGUUCGUCGAGGAGAUCGAGGAGGACCGAGAGAGCGAGGAGUUCGUCUUGUAA
Messenger RNA from Capronia coronata CBS 617.96, 1107 nucleotides. RefSeq lists its product as uncharacterized. Lineage: Eukaryota; Fungi; Ascomycota; Eurotiomycetes; Chaetothyriales; Herpotrichiellaceae. The transcript has a single exon. The record is from RefSeq and is a predicted model, not a curated record. The coding region runs from base 1 to 1107 and encodes 368 amino acids.